GGUAUUGCAUUAUUCAAUUUGAAUGAAAUAUGGAAGAAGCAAUUGAAUUGAAUGUCACAAUGAAGCAAUAUCCCUUGACCCUAAAUAUGUUAAUGCCUAGAUUAAAAAAAGUAUUUUAUUGUUAAAUCUUAAUAUAUUAGUAUUGCAUUAAACAAUUUGCAUCAAUUUGUUAAUUUAUUGUUAAAUACUAAUAUAUAGGUAUCACAUUACGCAAUUUUUUAUUCAAAUUGAAGAAACUAGGUAUUUUAUUGUUAAAAUAUUAUGAUAUCUAGUUAUUGCAUUCUAAAAUUUGAAUCAAAAUUUUUUUUUUAUAAUCAAAGCAAUUUGUAUCAACAGCAAAUGAAUUGGUUUAUCGAACAAUUUAAUAUUAGCCUUUUUUAUGAUUUCUGCAAAAGAUUAAUAAGGGUAAUUGAUUGAUAUAAACAGCAAUUGAACAUUAAAG
Messenger RNA from Paramecium octaurelia, 442 nucleotides. The record is from the annotation of a GenBank genome assembly. Lineage: Eukaryota; Ciliophora; Oligohymenophorea; Peniculida; Parameciidae.